Eublepharis macularius is the source of this 1663-nucleotide messenger RNA. Its product is annotated as carboxymethylenebutenolidase homolog. The transcript has 6 exons. Bases 171 to 908 code for a protein of 245 amino acids. Gene Ontology annotation, molecular function: hydrolase activity. The record is from RefSeq and is a predicted model, not a curated record. Lineage: Eukaryota; Metazoa; Chordata; Lepidosauria; Squamata; Eublepharidae.
GCUGUUCCUACUUCUUAGCUAGGUUAUUCUGUGUCAAGUUCUGGUGUUUCAUAACAAGCAAGCUCCUUUUUUCUAACUCUCUAUUUUACAGGGAAGAUCCUUUUGAAUCUUUUGACACCAAAGACUUCCGGGCCUCCCAGAGGAAAGGAACAGUCGACUUUUCUUUUCAGAUGGCAAAUGAAGCAAACUCUUGCCCAUGCAAUCUUGGAGAUACUCUUGACUAUGAAGGUCUUGGUUGCGAAGUUUCCAUUGAGCACAUCAAAGCCUACCUUUGCAAACCUUCCCUCCCCACUGAGAAAGCUGUGAUUGUGAUUCACGACAUCUAUGGAUGGCAGCUGCCCAAUACCAGACAUAUCGUCGACAUGCUUGCAGCCAAUGGAUACCUAGCAAUUCUCCCAGACUUUUAUAAAGGGCAAGAGCCUUGGAAACCAUCUAAUGAUUGGUCUAUAUUUAAUGACUGGCUAAAAACACGAGAUGCCAAGAAAACCAACAGGGAAACUGAUGUUGUCUUAAAGUAUCUGAAAGAACAGUGUAACAUGAAGAGGAUAGCUGCCAUUGGAUUUUGUUGGGGUGGAGUUGUGGUACAUCACUUGAUGUUGUCAUAUUCUGAACUUAAGACAGGUGUCUCAGUGUACGGAAUUAUCAGAUUAGCAGAGGACAGGUACAAUUUAUUGAACCCCACAUUUUUCAUUUUUGGAGAGAAAGAUGAAGUCAUUCCUCUUGAUCAGGUAACUGUACUAGAACAGAAACUGAAAGAGAAGAGCAAAGUCAAUUGGGAAGUUAAAAUCUAUCCAGGUCAAACCCAUGGCUUUGUACAUCGUAAGAGAGAAGAUAUUAACCCUGAAGAUAAACCCUACAUUGAAGAAGCAAGGAGGGAUAUACUGGAAUGGUUAAAGAGACAUAUAUAAUAGACAGAGUCUGUGACAUUGAUUAUACUAGCUCAACAUAGAGUACUUAAUCAGAUUGUACUCAAACAAUAAGUGCACUCUUUAAAUUCAACAGGAAGGCAAUUUAACACUAAACAUAGCUAUACCACAUAUAUAAAGUAGUUUAAUAAUCUUUCCCUAUUCAUGUAUUUUGUGUUUUAUUGGAGAAAGAGGACUAGAGGUAUAAAUCACUGAGAAUUAACAGCACCCUCACCUAAGUACAACUUUAAUAAGAAGCAGUGACAGUUAAACUGGUAGAAACCUAAUAUAUUUUUAUAAUGAUCCAACUGGGUAGUUCUAGGUUGUUUAAUGUCAGUCUUAGAAUUGCUUAUGCUCUGUUUCAGCACUUCUUCAACUUUAUCGGAUUUUUGUUGAUGUUAUGUCUGCAGAUUUGCAUUUAUAUGCCCUAUGGCAUUGUUUAUUGAAACGUCCUCUAUACUGACUGUACUAAUCUCACUCUAUGUAAUCCAUAUUGAGUCUCAGGGAGAAAGAAAGAAAGAAAGAAAGAAAGAAAGAAAGAAAGAAAGAAAGAAAGAAAGAAAGAAAGAAAGAAAGAAAAAAAGAAAGAAAGAAAGAAAGAAAGAAAGAAAGAAAGAAAGAAAGAAAGAAAGAAAGAAAGAAAGAAAGAAAGAAAGAAAGAAAGAAAGAAAGAGGCUAUGACUGUCCUUUAGAAGCACGACUAAGAACAGCAUCAGUUUUUUUCCUGCAAUAAAGAGAAUGGUCGAUUUGAUUUCUAA